UAACCCUUAUUUUCUGUCCCGUACAAACACCGAUGUCGUACAAAAUUUCACACCCACGUAUCUAACACUUAACCACCAACACAAUUUUUUAACACAGAUAGCAGCCCCUUCACUAUAUUUUUUCUGUCCCGUACAGUAGUAGCAAGUAACCAUCCUCCACAUUUUCUUACACACUCUAUUCAUAUUCAUAUUGUACAUGUUUUUGUUAUGGAAAAUAAAUCAUCACCAAUUUCUAACAUUACCACUACCACCAUUAACAAAAAAAAACUUCAUUCAUCCCACUUUACAACCCACCAUUAAAUUACACCAAUAACCAAAUCCACAUUCAUGAUAAAACCAUCCAUCCAUUUGUUAUUACUAACACAAUAUAAAAAAAAAACAAAACUCUUAAAAAGGGAAUUCUCACAAAUUGAUUACCAACUUCAAUCUCUACACAAAACCAAAAUCCCAUACAACUUGCAACAACAAUCAACAGGAGCUACGAAAAUAUGAAAGAUAGCUAAUCAGAACAGCCACCGCGUGUUUCCAACGGUAUCCAACGUCAAUCUUCGCCGAAGUCCACGGAAACCGUUCGGAUCCAUCUCCGGUCACCGCCGUCAGCAGUGAUUCCGUCUGCCGUUGGUCACCGCCGUCAGCAGUGAUUCCGUCUGCCGUUAAUCAAUCUCACCGCGAACAAGGGACCAUUAGGAAGGAUAACCUAACAUCCCGACCAUAUUAUCCAACAAGAUUUCAGCAGAAGAGAUCAAUGGAUCAGCAAAAGCAACAGGGUGGCCAACGCCCCUGGAGGUCCAAGCCAAAGCGAUCAUUCACCCCAUUGCACAUGCCGCUGUCUCAAGCUCUGCAACAUCUGCUCAGUCAGAACUUGGUUACUCUGCUGCCCCCAUACUCAGCUCCGGCUAACCCCUGAAGUCGUAGAUGAUUGCCUUGACGACAACAGUGAGGAAGAGGUGAUAAGAUUAGUACGAGAGGUGAAACAAAAACCCAACAAUAAAAGUAAACAUAGAAAAAAAAGAAAUGUGAUAGACCGAAGUCGUGAAGAAGGACAUAAUCUAUUGUUCAAUGACUACUUCUCUGAAAAUCCUGUAUACACAGAGGCUCAAUUCAGACGAAGGUUCCGUAUGAGAAGACAUGUGUUCCUUCGCAUUGUUGAAGCUCUUGGAAAUCAUGAUGAGUACUUUCAAAGAAGAAUUGAUGCAAUAGGUAGAAUGGGACUUUCACCAUUGUAGAAGUGCACCGCUACCAUUCAUAUUCUAGCAUAUGGAUCACCAACUAAUAUUGUGGAUGACUAUGUUCGCAUUGGUGAAAGCACGACAUUGGAGUGUGUGUACUUAGCUUAACUACAGUCACACAAGCUCUUGUGUGUGUGUAUGUAUAUAUAUAUAUAUGUGUGUGUGUGUGUGUGUGUGUGUGUAUGUAUAUAUAUAUAUGUGUGUGUGUGUGUGUGUGUGUGUGUGUGUGUGUGUGUGUGUGUGUGUGUAACAAUAUACAAAAAAUAACAGUUACAAUUUCAUAACUGGUUCCUAACUACCUUUGCAUUCUUCUUCUUCUUCUUCUUCAAUGAGUAUUGAGUUCAUCUUCAUCAUCUUCCUCAAAAUAUCUUCGGGUUAUCUCAACAUCGACAAAAGUGUUAGAACAAGAUUUGUUCUGAUCAAUUAUCUUAGUUUUGAUGAUAACAAUAAUAUGAAUUUUGCUUAAGAUAAUAUGGUACUCUAAUCCAAUGCAAUUUCCUUUUCAGGAAAUAUAUAUAAAGAGUACGCAUAAUUCAGCGCUCAGAAGCUUUGUCUCAAAGGGUUCAGCAUGCAACAUCAGAACAUGGUCUGGCAAGACAUCAGAAGAUGGUCGAAGCAGAAUCAGAACAUGGGUCUAUGGAAGCAUCAGAAGAACAAGAGAACAGAAGCACUGAAGUUCUGAUGGUAUCACGCUCAGAAGCACUUCAAGGUCAGAAGAUCAGAAGAUGCUAUGCACCAAGCUGUUUGACUCUGAUGAUAUUCAAACGUUGUAUUCACAAACAUCAGAUCAGAAGGAAGUACAAGUGGCAAGCUACGCUGACUGACAAAAGGAACGUUAAAAGCUAUUAAAGGCUACGUCAGUAGACACAGCGUGAACAAGGCUCGAGGUAGUUGACAAAAGCGUAUAACAUUAAAUGCGAUGCUGUACGGAACACGCAAAGCAUUAAAUGCAUUCAACGGUCAUCUUCUCCAAACGCCUAUAAAUAUGAAGUUCUGAUGAGAAGCAAGGUUAACGAUUCUGCACCAAAACAACUCAAAUCAACUUGCUUAAACUCUGUUCAAAUCAAAGCUCAGAAUCUUCAUCUUCAUCAAAGCUCACUACAUUGCUGUUGUAAUAUAUUAGUGAGAUUAAGCUUAAACGUUAAGAGAAAUAUCACAGUUGUGAUUAUCGCUUUUAAGAAGCAUUUGUAAACUCUUAGAAUUGAUUACAUUAAGUUGUAAGGAACUAGAGUGAUCGUGUGGAUCAGAAUACUCUAGGAAGUCUUAGAGGUUAUCUAAGCAGGUUGUAACUAGAGUGAUCGUGUGGAUCAGUAGACUCUAGAAAAGUCUUAGAGGGUAUCUAAGCAGUUGUUCCUGGAGUGAUCAAUGUGUGAUCAGAAGACUCUGGAAGACUUAGUUGCUGACUAAGUGGAGAACCAUUGUAAUCCGUGCGAUUAGUGGAUUAAAUCCUCAGUUGAGGUAAAUCAUCUCUGCGGGGGUGGACUGGAGUAGUUUAGUUAACAACGAACCAGGAUAAAAAUAACUGUGCAAUUUAUUUUUAUCUGUCAAGUUUUUAAAGCUACACUUAUUCAAACCCCCCCUUUCUAAGUGUUUUUCUAUCCUUCAAUUGGCAUCAGAGCGCCGGUUCUAAGGUGCAAGCACUUAACCGUGUUUAGAAAAGAUUCAGGAAGAGAAAAACGCUUCAGUAAAAGAUGGCUGGUGAAAUUCCAACAGAUCCACCUGCAUCUACAUCUGGCUCUGCUGAGCAAUACAAUGGUAACAAUGGUUAUACUAGACCGCCGGUAUUUGAUGGUGAAAACUUUGAAUACUGGAAAGAUAAACUGGAAAGUUACUUUCUGGGUCUAGAUGGUGAUCUAUGGGAUCUUCUGAUGGAUGGUUACAAACAUCCAGUAAAUGCCAGUGGCGUAAAGCUGACAAGGCAAGAGAUGAAUGAUGAUCAGAAAAAGCUUUUCAGGAAUCAUCAUAAAUGCAGAACUGUUUUGCUGAAUGCUAUCUCUCAUGCUGAGUAUGAGAAGAUAUCUAACAGGGAAACGGCCUAUGACAUAUAUGAGUCCUUGAAAAUGACUCAUGAAGGAAAUGCUCAAGUCAAGGAGACUAAAGCUCUAACUUUAAUCCAGAAGUAUGAAGCCUUCAAGAUGGAGGAUGAUGAAGACAUUGAAAAGAUGUUUUCAAGAUUUCAAACUCUUACUGCUGGAUUGAGAGUUCUUGACAAGGGAUACACCAAGGCUGAUCACGUAAAGAAGAUCAUCAGAAGCUUACCCAGAAGAUGGGGUCCUAUGGUGACUGCAUUCAAGAUUGCAAAGAAUCUGAAUGAAGUUUCUCUGGAAGAGCUUAUCAGUGCCUUGAGAAGUCAUGAAAUAGAGCUGGACGCAAACGAGCCUCAAAAGAAAGGUAAGUCUAUUGCAUUAAAAUCAAAUAUCAAGAAAUGCACUAACGCUUUUCAGGCUAGAGAAGAAGAUCCUGAAGAAUCAGAAUCUGAAGAAGAAGAUGAACUGUCCUUGAUCUCCAGAAGGCUAAAUCAACUCUAGAAGACCAAGCAAAGGAAGUUCAAGGAAAUUUGAACGUGGAGAAUCUUCUGAUGAAAGAAGAUUUGACAAGAAGAAGGUCAUGUGCUAUGAAUGCAAUGAGCCUGGACACUUCAAGAAUGAAUGUCCAAAUCUUCAGAAGGAAAAUCCCAAGAAGAAGUUUCAUAAGAAGAAAGGUCUUAUGGCAACCUGGGAUGAGUCAGAAGAUGAUUCAGACUCUGAAGAUGAGCAGGCUAACUGUGCGCUGAUGGCGACAGAAGAUGACGGAUCAGAAUCAGAUUCUGAAGAGGUAUUUUCUGAACUUACUAGAGAUGAGUUAGUUUCCGGUCUAACUGAACUUCUGGAACUCAAGUCUCAGAUUAGUCUCAAAUACAAAAAGCUGAAAAAGCUAUUUGAAUUUGAAACAAAGAAGCUUGAGUUGGAGAAUUCUGAAUUAAAAGAAAAACUUUUAAAAUUAUCCAAUAAUGUUGGAUCUCCUUCUGAUUCAGAACAAUCCACUCCUAGUCUAAACCAUAUUCUGAAAGAAUAUGAUUUAAGUUUCAGGAAGUUCUUAUCUAGAAGUAUUGGCAGAAGUCAGCUAGCUUCUAUGAUAUAUGCUGUGUCUGGAAACAAAAGAGUUGGCAUUGGUUUUGAGGGUGAAACCCCAUACAAACUUGAACCUGUUGAUGAAAUGAAAAUUACAUACAAGCCAUUGUAUGAUCAGUUCAAGUAUGGCCACUCUCAUGAUAUUAGGCACACUUCACAUGCUCAAAGCUUUCACAUAACACACACCAAAAAGCAUGUGACACAACCUAGGAAAUAUCAUGAAACUCACAUUAAGAAUUAUCACGCUGUUCCUCCUAUUGCUUACAAUGUUAAACCCAAGUUCAAUCAGAACUUGAGAAAAUCUAACAAGAAAGGACCCAAAAAGAUGUGGGUACCUAAGGAUAAGAUUAUUCCUAUUGCAGAUAUCCUUGACUGCAAAAAGGACAAAGCACAACAUGUCAUGGUACCUGGACUCUGGAUGCUCACGACACAUGACAGGAAGAAGGUCUAUGUUCCAAGACCUGGUGCUUAAGUCUGGAGGAGAAGUCAAGUUUGGAGGAGAUCAGAAGGGCAAGAUAAUUGGCUCUGGAACUAUAAAGUCUGGUAACUCUCCUUCCAUUUCUAAUGUACUUCUUGUAGAAGGAUUAACACAUAACCUCUUAUCUAUCAGUCAAUUGAGUGACAAUGGUUAUGAUAUAAUCUUUAAUCAAGAGUCUUGCAAGGCUGUAAAUCAGAAGGAUGGCUCAAUCCUAUUUACAGGCAAGAGGAAGAACAACAUUUAUAAGACAGAUCUGCAAGAUCUUAUGAGUCAGAAGGUGACUUGUCUUAUGUCUGUUUCUGAAGAGCAGUGGGUCUGGCACAGAAGAUUAGGUCAUGCUAGUUUGAGAAAGAUUUCUCAGAUUAACAAACUAAAUCUGGUCAGAGGACUCCCUAAUCUGAAAUUCAAAUCAGAUGCUCUUUGUGAAGCAUGUCAGAAGGGCAAGUUCUCCAAACCUGCAUUCAAGUCCAAGAAUGUUGUUUCUACCUCAAGGCCAUUAGAACUCUUGCACAUUGAUCUGUUUGGCCCAGUCAAAACAGCAUCUGUCAGAGGGAAGAAAUAUGGAUUAGUCAUCGUAGAUGAUUAUAGCCGCUGGACAUGGAUAAAAUUCUUGAAACACAAGGAUGAGACUCAUUCAGUGUUCUUUGAUUUCUGCAUUCAGAUUCAAUCUGAAAAAGAGUGUAAAAUCAUAAAGGUCAGAAGUGAUCAUGGUGGUGAAUUUGAGAACAGAUCCUUUGAAGAAUUCUUCAAAGAGAAUGGUAUUGCCCAUGAUUUCUCUUGUCCUAGAACUCCACAGCAAAAUGGAGUUGUAGAACGAAGAAUAGGACUCUGCAAGAAAUGGCCAGAACCAUGAUCAAUGAAACCAAUAUGGCUAAGCAUUUCUGGGCAGAAGCAAUAAACACUGCAUGCUAUAUUCAGAAUAGAAUCUCUAUCAGACCUAUUCUAAAUAAGACUCCUUAUGAAUUGUGGAAGAAUAGAAAGCCCAACAUUUCAUAUUUCCAUCCUUUUGGAUGUGUAUGCUUUAUUCUGAACACUAAAGAUCAUCUUGGUAAGUUUGAUUCCAAAGCUCAAAAGUGUUUCCUUCUUGGAUAUUCUGAACGCUCAAAAGGCUACAGGGUAUACAAUACUGAAACAUUGACUGUAGAAGAAUCAAUCAAUAUCAGGUUUGAUGAUAAGCUUGGUUCUGAAAAACCAAAGCAGUUUGAUAAUUUUGCAAAUUGUGAUAUUGAUAUAUCAGAAGUUGUUGAGCCAAGAAGCAACGCAUCAGAAGCAGAACCUCUCAGAAGCAAAGAAUCGGAAGAUCAAGUAUCAGCUUCUCUGGAGAAUCUAAGCAUUUCUGAAGAACCAUCUAUCAGAAGAUCAUCCAGACUCAUCUCUGGUCAUUCAGAAGAUGUCAUUCUUGGAAAGAAGGAUGAUCCAAUCAGAACAAGAGCAUUCCUUAAGAACAAUGCAGGUUGUCAAUUAGGUCUUGUAUCUUUGAUCGAGCCAACUUCUGUUGAUCAUGCUCUAGAAGAUCCAGACUGGAUAAUUGCUAUGCAAGAAGAACUGAAUCAGUUUACAAGGAAUGAUGUUUGGGAUCUUGUUCCUAGACCAGAUGGAUUCAAUAUAAUUGGUACAAAAUGAGUCUUCAGAAACAAGCCCAGAAGUAGAAGAUGAGAAGUUCUUAUAUAUGGGUAUCUUCUGAAAUGAAAUCUUUUUCUUAAGAAGUUCUGAUUAAAAUCAAUUAGAAAUUGUGAUUCGGUUAUUACUAACGUUUCGUUGUCUAAGUUGAUUCAGAAUCUCUUUAAAAGCAAAACAGCUGUAACUGGCUAUCCAGAUGGUAAACACGUGUUCACUACUCCUGGACAAGUGUGCGUGCAGUUGAGGGGACGUCUACUUAGGUAACUGUGCAAAUCACGUCUUUUGUCUUUAUUAUCUCUCCUCAUGUCACGUAACAUUAAAUGCUUUUCAUCAUUAACUCCCUUUCAGUUUUCUUUUUAUAUUCUUCAAACGUUUCUUUUCCCUCUUAUAUUUCUCUCACUUUGCAUACAGUUUCUUUUUCGUUCUCUCUCUCUUUGCAUUCAUAUCAUAAACCCUAGUUGUUUCCAAUAUCUGAAAAUCCAUCAUGAAUCCAUCGUCAAGCUCUGGGAAUCAAGAUAAUGAUCGGAAACAAAAGAGAAAGGCAACUGCUGAACAAGAGACCAAACCAAAAAGAGUAAGGAUCACCUAUGACCCUCUCAAAGUGUAUCAACCCCUUGACGGUACCCCUCAAUCACCUCCCUCUUCAAAGACCUCCACCACCUCUUCCUCCUCAUUCAUCCUCUCGGAACCACCUUCUUCACCAUCUGAUAUCUCCUCUCCUUCAACCCUUCCAUCAGAUAUUUCUUCAUCUCUCUCACACCCUUUUCCCACCAGAACACCUAAUCCCUAUAGUGUUGUUCUUCCCGACUCUAGGUUCACUGUCAACCCUCCAACCCCUACCACUCAAUCAUAUCUGGAGCUUUUACAUUCUGAUGUAAAUGGCUGGUUGGAGAUUCUAGGUGCUGCUCACCUUAACCAUCUGGAUGAGUAUGCUACAAACAACCUUUGGAAUACCUUUCGUCAGGAUUUUCUGGCUAAGGCUACAGACACUCAAAGAAGGAUUAUGUCUGAAGCUCCUGGUGUUCGUGGUCUCCGGUUGGAAGUUGGUGAGAGCAGCCAUCACCAUCUCACCAGGAACAGAAGUGUUCUUGAAAGGAAGAUACCAGCAGAUGAGUUGGAAGAAGAAAAUCUCUACAGAGACAUCGUGGUGUGGAGACCAUGGUUUCCUGUGCUGACUGGAGAUUUUCAGUGGCUGUUCAACUGGUUCAGAAUGAACCCUUCUGAAAAAGCACCUCACAUGGUCUUUCCAGUAGUGGUUUAUCGUGCUGAAGUUGCUGGUCCUACUCCUCCAACAAACCUAGCAGCUAUUCUUCAAGCGUUGGAAGAUGGAACUUCUGAGCUGCCUGAACCAGAAUAUGCUAAGGCUACUUCUGAGUCAGACUCAUAUGAGGAAAUGGAAGAUGCACAAGCUGAAGAUCUCCCAGAAGAUCACCCUGCUGAGAUUGCUGUCCCUUUUGGCAGAAAUUCAGGUGCCUCUUCUUCUGGUGAAACCUCAGCUCUAAUGGAGACCUUGGAAACUCUUCAUCAGAAUCAAGCUAUGCUGGCUUCUCGCUUGGACGCGCAAGAAGCAGCCAAUGCUGAGUUUCGCUCCUUCAUGACAAGGCAAGCUACAAGCACUGACGGGAUUCAUGAUGUUCUGGCGCGGAUUUUGCGUAGGCUAGGAUCUUAGUCUUUUGGUCUUUGUAGUUUUCUUUCCUUGUUGCAUCUGCUUGUUAAACAUCCUCUCUUGUAAUAUUUUUGAUUAUCAAUAAAAACUUUCCUUGUUUUACAUUCCAGUGAUUUUAUUUGUCGUUUUAUUCAUCUGAAUCUUUUGAAAUAUUCUUUUUGAUGUUAUGACAAAAAGGGGGAGAAGAUAAAUGAUAAAUGAUUUGAUUAAAUCUAUCAGUUGCUGGGUAAAGCUCCCACACAUUUACUAACAAGAACUGCAAGUUCUAUAUGGUUUAAGUGUUUUGCAGGUAUAAAGAAGUGAAGAGAAUCUUCAAAGCAGACACAGAAGCAAAACCAUGGAAAUUGAAGCAAGCUGAGUGCUGUCAAGCUUCAG
Molecule: messenger RNA, 8478 nt
Organism: Vicia villosa (hairy vetch)
Lineage: Eukaryota; Viridiplantae; Streptophyta; Magnoliopsida; Fabales; Fabaceae
Exons: 2
Coding region: 6922-8106 (394 amino acids)
Source: RefSeq, a predicted model, not a curated record